AUGCGACUUACUGUGUCGGGUAUACAGCAUGCACGGGCAUCGUGGACGUUGGUCUAUGACAGACGGAUCGCGGCCCUGCUGGUCCAUCCCGAGCUCGGGUCGGCAUGCGUUGAUUUCGCGAAGCAGAACUGCGAGAUGCACUGCCUGCCCAACGAGGAUGUCGGCGAUGAGCUCGCCUCCGUGGAUAAGAAUGACGCGCUAUGCGCGCCCCACUUGUCGGAAGACGGAUACCUUCUGUGCAGCGGCGAUUGCCGUUAUCAGAUCGGGGUGCUGAUGUCUUUCGCAUGUCGGGCUACUGAGCAGCGCGGGGUCCGCAUUGUCGAUGCCGCGGGGAUCAAGCCGAAGGUCGUCUACAAUGGUUUUGGCCUAGAGAAGAGGGUUCGCCAGGACGAAGUCCACGACCUCGGGCCGAAGAGAUGGGCUGGGGCAGACGCUGAUCGUGCGAUUGGCCUUCGUAGGGAGAAUGCUCUUCAAGGUGGGAGUGCAUUCCAUAGUGACAUCAUGAAGGUCUUCGCCUGGUUGCCCGCGCGCCCAGAAGACGAGUUCUCUCCGCCGCAGAACCCUUGCAAGCUCGAUGAGACGAUGGAGCUGGCUCGGAAGUUUACCGAGUUCCAGAAUGAACACCUCGGCGCGCCAGCGACAGGGAAGGACGCGGUGGUUCCCCCGAAAGCGUGGCGGCCAUGCAGGAUCAGAAGGGUGAUGGAGGAUGAGGUCUGUUCCAUACUGAACCCUUCCGAUUGGGACUACACUAGCCCCGAUGGGCGUUACCGAGAGGAGCCGAGCUGUGGUUGGCCCGCGUGGUGCAUGACGGCUCCAGGGACGACUGGCAUUGAGCCGCGCGCCAGACUGAAGGCUGCCGUGGCGGCGGAGAUGGAGAAAUACUGGCUUCGGGCCGAGUUUCUCAGGGUCUCUCCGCUUAUGGCGCGGCCUGCGUAUUCGAGUGCGCCAGCCGAUUAUGUCGGAGCUGGUGCAUCGGUGCGUGAGCCAUCUGCCAAGGGUUCCAAGCGGCCUCAUUCCGCGCGGCCUGAGGGCCGCCCCAAGGCAACGAGGACGGGGGAUGAUGUCGCGGGAAAAGGGAAGGGCAACGAGCUAUGGCAUGGGAACGAAGAGGGCAAGCAGCCGAGAUGCUCCGUGGCGUUCAGAGGCAGAUGCUCCGCGGCGCAGGGCAGGUCGCGCGCGUGGCGACUCGGAGCAGCAGACUACGAAUUCUUCCACCCCAUCGCAGGAAGCCGCCACGGACUGGUGGUCAUCGUUGGCAUGGAGCUCGGACAGCUGGUACAAUGGCAGCUGGAGCUCCCGUGGCCGCUGGAGAGGGGCUGGUUCAAGUUUGGUGGCGUUGAGAUCUUCAAGACGAAGAUUGCUGCGUCGAUGGGUGAGCAGAAAGCCUGGGAGAACCGCACACCCAUCACGCUCGCCUCCUCCGCCGUGGCCGAGUUCAUCGCCGACGUUUUCCUUUGCCCUUACGAGGCGACGCGCAUCCGCCUGGUGUCGAACCCGGACUACGCGCCGGGCAUGGGAAGCUGUGCCAAGAAGAUGAUGUCCGAGAUGGGCUUCGUCGGCGCCUUCUACUCCGGCUUCGUGCCCAUCCUGUUCAAGCAGAUCCCCUACACGAUGGCCAAGUUCGUGGUGCAGCAGCAGGCAGCGGAAUCAAUCUAUGCCGGCAUCGGCCAGACGCCUAAGACGAUGGGCGCGAUGGGCAACGUGUCGGUGUCGCUCGGAUCCGGCGUGAUCGCUGGUGUGGCCGCCGCGAUCAUCUCCCACCCGGCGGACACUUUGCUGUCUAAGAUCAACAAGGCUGGCGCUGGCGGUGAUGGUGGCAUGGUCUCUCGCCUGAUGAACAUCACGAAGGAAACUGGACUCAUGAAGCUGUGCACUACGGGCCUGGGAGCCAGGUGCGUGAUGAUCGGCACCCUCACUGCUGGACAAUUCGGCGUGUUUGACAUCGUCUUGAACAUGGUCGGCGCCAAGAAGUUCCACUUCCACGACCCCGCCGCACACUGA
This is a messenger RNA of Prorocentrum cordatum, 2001 nucleotides long. The record is from the annotation of a GenBank genome assembly. Lineage: Eukaryota; Dinophyceae; Prorocentrales; Prorocentraceae.